Molecule: messenger RNA, 1542 nt
Organism: Klebsormidium nitens
Lineage: Eukaryota; Viridiplantae; Streptophyta; Klebsormidiophyceae; Klebsormidiales; Klebsormidiaceae
Source: the annotation of a GenBank genome assembly
AUGGUGGGCAAAGGAGUGGAGGUGGCUGGGCCUGCAGACAUUGAGAAGGCCCAGGCCUUGGUAGAGAUGGCUGGAGCUCCUCCGUUUGAGACUCGGGCAGAUUUACACCGAGCAAGUAGAGCGGAGGAUGCGAUAAUGCAGCAUGGUGAGAGCCGGAGAGAGGAGGCUGGUCCUCCGGAAGAUAAGAUAGAGGAAGGCAUUCCUGCUAUGAACGAAGAUGAACCAAAGUUCGCCAGAGUUGGUUAUUGGGGCAUCUUCAAGGCCUUCUGCAUUCUCGGGUGGACGGCCUUUGGUGGGCCUGCAGCGCACAUCGGGCAGUUCCACAAGGCCUUCGUAGAGAGAAUGAAGUGGAUGAGCGACGGCGUGUUUGUGGAGUUGCUGGCCCUCGGCUCGUGCAUGCCCGGCCCCACGUCCACCCAGAUGUCCUUCUCGCUUGGUAUCGUGCAAAAGGGGGUCACGGGCGGGCUGCUGUCGGGGAUCCUCUUCCAGUACCCGGGACUAAUCAUGAUGAGCAUCGUGGGCUUUGGAGCGGGGAAGUUUCUGGUUGAACCGGCAAACUGGCUCCGGUCCUUCUCCGCCGGACUGUCCGCUGUUGCCGUGGCCCUGGUUGCGGACGCUGCGUAUUCGUUGUCCAAAAAGCUGUGCAAGAACAGGGUUACAAUCUUCUGCUGCGCCAUUUCGGCGGGAGUCACCUACUACUACGCGUCCCAGUGGAUUUUCCCGACGCUCAUUGCGAUCGGCGGCAUCCUGACGAUUGUUACUGAGCGCAAGAAGGACCUGAGCAUCAGUUCGUCCGACUCCAAGGUCGAGCGGUUUGGGCUCAGCAUGUAUGGCGGCGGAAUACUGCUGGCCUUCUGGCUGUCGAUCCUCAUCGGCGUCGUCAUUGGCAAGAACAACACCAACUACGAGAGCGCCAAGUUCUUGCACUGGUUCGAGUCGUUCUACGUGACGGGGUCCAUCAUCUUUGGCGGCGGCCAGGUGGUGCUGCCCAUCAUCGACCAGCAAGUGGUGAAGUACAACACGGUCUGCACGCCCAUUUACACGUCCGGCGGCAACAACACCUUCAGCACGCCGUCCAACAACUGCGUCCGCGUUGAGUCGCCGGACACGUGGGUCACGGAGCAGCAGUUUUUGGCGGGGCUCGCCGUGGCGCAAGCCAUGCCCGGGCCGCUCUUCAACUUCGCGGCCUAUCUCGGCGCCAUUGUCGGGGGCUUCCCUGGCAUCAUCGCGUGCUGGCUGGGCCUGUUCGCCCCGGGCAUUAUGCUCAUCUACGGCGUGCUCCCGUUCUGGGCCAAGUUCAGGAACUGGCCCUGGUACCGUCGGGCGCUCCCUGGCUUCAAUGCGACCGCUAUCGGGCUCAUCUACGCGUCCGUCUUCCAGCUAGGCCUCAAGGCGUUCGUCAUCAGUCCCUUCCCCAAUGCGUCCAUUGUCAUUGGGAUUCUCGGCUACGUUGCUGUCUCGGCUUUCAAUAUGUGGGCUCCCGUCGCCAUCUUAGCUGGGGGGGUCCUUGGCAUCAUCGCCUGGUAUACCGAUUGCCGUUGA